Molecule: messenger RNA, 5570 nt
Organism: Hemicordylus capensis (graceful crag lizard)
Lineage: Eukaryota; Metazoa; Chordata; Lepidosauria; Squamata; Cordylidae
Gene: EHMT1
Product: euchromatic histone lysine methyltransferase 1
Exons: 28
Coding region: 272-4222 (1316 amino acids)
Cellular component (GO): nucleus
Molecular function (GO): p53 binding; zinc ion binding; histone H3K9 methyltransferase activity
Source: RefSeq, a predicted model, not a curated record
AUACUGGAGAAACUAGGGGUUUUCUUGUUGUUUGGGGGUAAGGGUGAAGGGCUGUAAGUGGCAAUCCCUGCGUGCCGACAUGGCUUUAGAAGAAGUGUAGCCUUUUGUGCCGUGCUGGCGGUGGCAGGCGUAAGCAGUGAGCCAGUCUCGCCAGUCUCACGGUUGUGAAAUCUCUUUCCAAGCGCCGUUGCCCAGACUGUGUGGGUGAAGAGAUUUUUGGGAAGGCAAGCGAGCUUUGCUGAGCAAGGGCGAGACCAGAAGAGACCUCUGCAUGAAGACUGAGCUGCUGAAAGAUAUCACCAACAACAAGGAGGAAGGGUUUAAUGCUAUGGCCGCUGAUGAAAGUGCCAUAGAGAAGCAAGGCGGGGAACCAAAGAUGGCUCCAGACGGCGAAACCAACGGGUCCUGUGAGCGCAGCGCCGCCAAGACCCACCCCAACGCAGCGAAAAACCCUCAGGACCACGCGAAAGGGAGCCCGGGAGACUCGGCGGCCAAGCUGAGCAGGAUCGCCGAGAACGGCCUGUCGGAGCGCGACAGCGAGCCCGGGAAGCAGCACCACAUCCGAGCGAGUGACUUCACCCAGACCUCCGUCACGGGGAGCAACGGGUACGUGUUGCCUAAGCCGAUGGCUCAGGAGCUGCCCGUAAGGACUACCAGCGGCCCUUUUGCUGCCCUCACGGGCCACGCGGCAAAGACGCUCCCGGCAGGAGGCGGGAAAGGACGGACACUCGGCGCCUUUUCCCUGGCGCAGGCCGCCGUGCCCGCGAAGCUCGGGGAGGGCGGCAAAGACGCGGAGGGGAAGAAAGCCGCCGCGGCCCACGCCAACUUCAAGGUCCACCGAGCCCGGAAGACGAUGCCCAAGUCGGCCGCCAGCCUGCAGCAUGCAAAUAAAGACCCCAAAGAAGCAAAAGCACCCAAGGAGGAUGGUGGCAAGAGUGUGCUGGAGUUUGGGAAGCCCCCACCGAUGCCUUCUGUCCCUGGUCUUCAUUCAUCUCUACCUCAGAAUCAGAGCUAUGUAGCCGCCUCAAAAUCACAGACAGCUGCUUCAGUAUCUCGGAAGAAAAAACGAAGAAUGGGGACAUACAGCCUGGUUCCCAAGAAAAAGACCAAAGUUUUAAAACAGAGGACUGUGAUCGAGAUGUUCAAGAGCAUCACUCAUUCCUCUUCAGGUGGCAAGGGUGAGAAGGGUGAUGCCAGUCCUCACGUGAACGGGGAGAGCUUAGAGGUGGAUUCCGAAGACGACGACUCUGAUGAGCUGGAAGAGGAAGACGAGCGGGGAACUGAGCAGCCAGCCGCCUUUCCUGUGGAGGAGAACGGAACUGUGAAGGGGGGGUCUCCUGAUACCAGCAAUGCCAGAAAGAUCGUCGACGGAGAGUCCGAAGAGGAACAAGACUCUGGAGAUUCUGCAGAAGAGGAGGAAGACGGCGACGAGUCCGACUUGAGCUCGGAAUCCAGCCUCAAGAAGAAGCUGAUGAAGAGGAAAGGGAAGAUGGAGAGCCCUUGGUUGAAACCCACGCGGAAGCGACGGCGGCGAAGUAAAAAGAAGCAAGCCGGUGCGCUAGGUCCUGAAGCCUACAAGCCACCUCUGGGGAGCGGGGAAGGCGCCCAUCCGGAGAACAGCAUGGAAUACAUGGAGGUCUCUCUGGAUUCCUUGGAUCUCCGGGUGAAGGGGAUUCUAUCUUCGCCAUCAGAAGGUCUUUCUAAUGGCCCCGGACCAAUGGAAGCCGAUAGCCUCCAGGAAGUGCCUCUCUGCAGCUGUCGCAUGGAAACCCCCAAGAGCCGAGAGAUCACCACGCUAGCCAACAACCAGUGCAUGGCGACGGAGAGCGUGGACGCAGAGCUGAGCCGGUGCCCGAACCACGUGCUGAAAUACGAACUGAUGCGCCCCUCCAACAAAGUCCAGCUCCUGGUGCUGUGCGAGGACCACCGAGGGAGGAUGGUGAAGCAUCAGUGCUGCCCGGGCUGCGGCUUCUUCUGUGCGGCGGGGACCUUUAUGGAGUGCCAGCCAGAGGGCAACAUCUCACACCGGUUCCACAAGAGCUGUGCCUCCCAGGUCAAAGGCCUGAGUUACUGUCCCCACUGCGGGGAGGAGGCCUCACAGGCCAAGGAAGUGACCGUCGCCAAGGCGGACACCACCUCCACGCUGUGGCUGACCUAUGAGGCGAAGAAGCCCGGGCCGCCGGAGGGAAGGGCCGACACGACCACAGAAAGCUCAGAACUGUCUACUCUGACUGGCAGCGGCUUUCCAGGGCUUCAGGCAGGAGUCUCUCCCAGCCCUACUUGGAGAAGCUGCCAGGGAGUGAACCGGGGACUGCCUGCAUGCCAAACAGAUGCUCUACCGCUGAGUGGGACCGGAACGCAGACACCGGAGGAAGGCAGGCCAGAGAGUUCCUCUGCCGACGGCUUUGAUUUGGCCGGGACAUCCAUCUUCCCCAAACCUGGCCUGCCCCAGGGACCCGUGAAGGAAACCCUGGAAAGCGCUUUGAUCGCCUUGGAUUCUGAAAAACCCAAGAAAUUGCGGUUUCAUCCCAAGCAGCUAUACUUCUCAGCCAGGCAAGGGGAGCUGCAGAAGGUUCUUCUCAUGCUGGUGGACGGGAUUGACCCCAACUUCAAAAUGGAGCACCAGAGUAAGAGGACCCCUCUUCAUGCCGCGGCAGAGUCUGGGCACGUGGACAUUUGCCACAUGCUGAUUCAGGCUGGCGCAAACAUAGACACCUGCUCCGAGGACCAGAGGACCCCGCUGAUGGAAGCGGCAGAAAACAACCACCUGGAGGCGGUGAAAUACCUCAUCAAGGCCGGCGCGCUGGUGGACCCUAAGGACGCCGAAGGGUCCACCUGUUUGCACCUGGCUGCGAAGAAGGGCCAUUAUGACGUGGUGCAGUGUCUCUUGCUGAGUGGGCAGAUGGACGUCAACUGCCAGGACGAUGGAGGCUGGACACCCAUGAUCUGGGCGACCGAAUACAAACACGUCGAGCUGGUGAAGCUGCUGCUGGCCAAAGGAUCAGACAUCAACAUCCGAGACAACGAGGAGAACAUCUGCUUGCACUGGGCUGCCUUUUCGGGAUGCGUCGACAUUGCCGAGAUCUUGCUGGCCGCCAAGUGCGACUUGCACGCGGUGAACAUUCACGGGGACUCCCCCCUGCACAUCGCCGCCCGGGAGAACCGCUACGAGUGCGUGGUCCUCUUCCUCUCCCGCGGCUCGGACGUCACCCUGAAAAACAAGGAGGGGGAGACCCCCCUGCAGUGUUCGAGUCUGAACUCCCAAGUCUGGGUCGCUCUGCAGAUGAACAAGACCCUCAAAGAAUCGACUCCCGACAAACCUGCCCAGACGGAGAAGAUCCUGAGCAGAGACAUCGCCCGAGGCUACGAGCGGAUCCCGAUUCCCUGCAUCAACGCCGUGGACAGCGAGCCUUGCCCCACCAACUACAAAUACGUCUCCCAGAACUGCGUGACCUCCCCCAUGAACAUCGACAGGAACAUCACUCACUUGCAGUACUGUGUGUGCAUAGACGACUGCUCGUCCAGCAAAUGCAUGUGCGGCCAAUUGAGUAUGCGCUGCUGGUAUGACCGGGAGGGCCGGCUUCUGCCCGAGUUCAACAUGGCCGAGCCGCCUCUGAUCUUCGAGUGCAACCACGCCUGCUCGUGCUGGAGGAAUUGUCGGAACCGCGUGGUACAGAACGGGCUCCGGGCCCGGUUACAGCUUUACCGGACGAGGUCUAUGGGCUGGGGCGUGCGAUCCAUGCAGGACAUCCCGCUGGGAACCUUUGUGUGCGAGUAUGUUGGAGAGCUGAUUUCUGACUCAGAGGCAGACGUCCGUGAAGAGGACUCCUAUCUUUUUGACCUUGACAACAAGGAUGGCGAGGUGUACUGCAUCGACGCCCGUUUCUACGGCAACAUCAGCCGCUUCAUCAACCACCUGUGCGAGCCGAACCUCAUCCCCGUGCGCGUCUUCAUGUCCCACCAGGACCUUCGCUUCCCAAGAAUCGCCUUCUUCAGCAGCAGGCACAUCCAAGCCGGAGAAGAGAUCGGGUUUGACUACGGCGAGAGGUUCUGGGACAUCAAGGGCAAGUACUUCAGCUGCCAGUGCAGCUCCCCCAAGUGCAGGCACUCCAGCGCCGCCCUCGCCCAGCGGCAAGCGAGCACGUCCGCCCCCCAGGAGGCCCCGGAGAACGGACUCCCCGACACCAGCUCCGCAGCAGCCGUGGCGGCCGCCCCCUUUUGAAAGCCCUCUCCUCCUCUCUCUCCCUCAAUCUCUCACUCUCCUUUGGCACCCUCCGAGCCCACCGAUGGUUCUGCAUUUCUCUUUUCAAGAAAGGGUGCCCCCCGCGAGGAAAGGAAACUCGAGAGCUUUCGGCAGCCGGGCCUCUGGAGCUGCCGAGACUGUUACUUGAGGAACGGACGGGAGCUUCAAGCGGCCACCCGCCUCCAACCCCACAUGCCGGCAAGCAGCUGGCUUCGCAUCGCAUCGCAUCGCAUCUCCGAGGCGGGGAGGGCCUGCUCCGAUUCUUCCGUGCCGAACGACCCGACCCGUGCGGCCUCUCGUAAUGCGACCUGUGUUCUCCGAGCCAAGGGAGAGGUGGCAUCCCCUCUCUUCCUGCCCCUCUUGGAGGGACAGCCAUUGAAUGGACUGAUCACGCCAAGUAUCUCCGGUUCCCCCGUAACAGACUCUGAAUUCUUGACGGUGGGAAGCGCUUGCGCAGCCAAGCCCUUCUUCUUGGCGUGGCCCUGGGGCGGGCGUUGUUAACCGUUGAACGUCCUUGUCGUCAUCCCGCAAGUCAGAACGAUGGCUUCUCUUGAACCGGUGCCUGCCCGUGGCCUGUUCAGUUUCUUUGCACCCCACCCCGUUUUUAAUUUGUCCGGGCCUGGCAGAUGUCCUCCCGAGUCCUACUGGGGCUUCUCCGUUACAGACUGGCUUUAGGGCAUGUCCUUUGGUUCAGUGUUUCCCCACCAGCGGAUCUGUAUUCCUCUUCCAUUGUGCUAGGAAGUUUCUAGGGAAAUACCUUCUAUGACACUAAUUUGUAAAACGAAAAGGAACCCCUUCCCCCCCCCUUCUUUCUUUCUUUCUUUCUUUCUUUUUAAAACAACAGCAACAGAAGAACUGGCAUUUAUAGAAUUUCUCUUCCAGGCAUUUCUCAAACGGACGCUCAGACUGAGCACACAGAGGAUAUGGCGUGUGAGAAGAUAAUUUGUGCCAUCCCCUCCUUCCGGGCCCAAUCCUUCCCCCCCUUCCUCCCCCCACCUCCACCCCGUUCUUUUUUAAGCGACGCAUUAUGAAGUUGGAACGAACUGAUUUAUUUUUUACCAUUUGAGGGUGGAACUUGAAGACCUCCGAAAGAAACCCAGCCCCCUGUCCCUUCACUCACCCAAGCAACUAAACGGUGCUGACUCUAGUGUGAUUUUUACUCACUACGUGAAUAUAAAAUUUAUCAAUUGUAUAAAAAGAAAAAAGAACAAAGUGAUUUUAGUAUAAAAUGCAGGAGGGGGGAAAACCCCACAAAACCUUUUUUUAAAUUGUUAGUAUUGUAGUGUGAAUAAAUUUGCCAUCACCUUUUGUGUGGUGGCAGAAAGAG